AACCUAGUUCGAUCGAUCUCGAUAUGGCUUCUAACCCAGGUCUGCUAACUGACUGGCCAUGGACACCCCUUGGCAACUUCAAGUAUGUGGUUUUGGCUCCGUGGGCGAUUCAUAGCAUGUACUCGUUCACGGUGAAGGAUGAGAGCUCGAGAGAUCUCUUCAACUUCCUCAUUCUACCGCUCAUGCUUAUGAGAAUUAUUCAUGCCCAGCUCUGGAUUCCAUUCUCUCGUCACCGAACUGCCAAAGGAAACAAUCGCAUUGUCGAUAAGCCUAUUGAUUUCGACCAGGUUGACCGUGAAAGAAACUGGGAUGAUCAGAUCAUCUUCAAUGGAGUGCUUUUCUACUUGGCAAACAGAUAUUUGCCUGGAAGCUCUCAUCUACCCCUUGUGGAGAUGGGAUGGUCUAAUUUUGACCAUCUUGCUUCAUGCUGGUCCUGUUGAAUUCUUCUAUUAUUGGUUCCAUAGAGCUUUGCACCACCAUUUUCUUUAUUCUCGCUAUCAUUCUCAUCCUCAUUCUUCUAUA
Impatiens glandulifera is the source of this 522-nucleotide messenger RNA. Its product is annotated as very-long-chain aldehyde decarbonylase CER1-like. NCBI's taxonomy places the organism in Eukaryota, Viridiplantae, Streptophyta, Magnoliopsida, Ericales, Balsaminaceae. The transcript is spliced from 3 exons. The record is from RefSeq and is a predicted model, not a curated record. Bases 24 to 440 code for a protein of 138 amino acids.